Cuscuta campestris is the source of this 4917-nucleotide messenger RNA. The record is from the annotation of a GenBank genome assembly. Lineage: Eukaryota; Viridiplantae; Streptophyta; Magnoliopsida; Solanales; Convolvulaceae.
GUGCAGAAAUUCACACAAGUGUAAUUGUUGGUUCAUUAUUCAACAACCAACUACAUAGUGGAUUUUGAGGACGUAGAAGGAUUACCCCACCUUCGAACCUCGUUAAAGUUUGCGUGUCUCUCUCUUUUAUCUUNUCUCACUAUCUACUUUUAGAUUAACGAGAAGCGAUCAUAAUGGUGAACAAUAUGGAUCACGGUUUGCCCAAGUUUUCUCUUCUAGGUUAUGAUGAUUGGAAGAUCAUGAUGGAAGCACAUCUCUACGCUCUACAUGAUUGCAUGUGGAUGGUGCUUGAGGAUGGACCCUUGAAAAUCCAAAUGGAGAACCCUGAGAGGAAUCCAGCUGCUCCAGAUGUAGUCCAGUACAUCCCAAAGCCCAAAGAAAAAUGGGAUGAUAGAGAUUGCAAAAAGCACAAUCUGGACAACGUCGCCAAAGCAGCCAUCUUCAAGACACUUGAUCCCAUCACCUUCUCCAAGAUUAAGCAUCUCAAAACUGCCAUGGAGAUUUGGCAAGGUCUUGGGAAGCUAUGUGAGGGAUCAGAGGACCUGAGAAAGCAGAAGAUAGAAGUCCUGCUUGAGAAGUUCAAAAGCUUUAAAAUGCUUCCCGGAGAAUCAUUUGAUAUGUUGGAUGAAAGAUUCCACAAACUAUUGAAUGAUCUUGCUUCACUUAAACACAUUCUUUCUCCCAAAGAGAAGAAUGUAAGGUUGCUGAGAUCACUCCCAACUGAGUGGUACACCAAAGCCACUGCCAUGGAAGAAGGAAGAAACCUGGAGAACUACACUGUUCAAGGUCUCCUUGAUGAACUCAGAACCUAUGAGCACGAGCUGAAGAAGAAGAAGGAAGAACAAGUCACUCCCUUCCCCACGGCAUUGAUGACAACUUCAAGAAUUCCAUCAAGUGAAGGGACAUGCACAAGAAACUAUGACACACCUUCCUCCAGCCAGCCGUCAAGCUCAAAAAUGGAGAACUACGAUGAGGAAUUUGCCAUGAUGGUCAAACAAUUCCGGAAGUUCAAGAAGUUCUUCAAGAAGGCUGAUUCAAUCAGAAGGCCAUCCAAGGGAAAGCCACAGGUGGAGAAGUACGGAGAAAGAGAAAGGAUCGAGAAGAAAAACAAAGCAAUGGUUGCUGCUGAAAGUGACGAGUCAUCCAGCUCAAGCUCGGAUGAAGAAGCCCUCGUCUGCAUGGAGCGCAGAGUUGAGAAGUCCAACCAUGAGGAUAGGUGGACUACGUCAGAAGAUGACACUCUCUACCUAAUGGCCAAAGAUGAUGCUGAUCGAGAGGUGAAAUCCCUUAACAAAGAGCUAGGGAUACUCAAGUCCCAAGAAGCAGUGAACAAGCUGCUUGAAACGACCAAACAUAAGGGUCGCAAAGGACUUGGGUUUGACCCCUCUAGUUCCAAAAGGAAAGGGAAGACAACUUUCAUCCCUCCUAAACCUAUUGCCAAACUUAAUAAGCAGAAAGGGAAGGAAAAGGAGAAACCAACAGAAGUUCCCAAAAAGGAAGCCGCUAAGUACCCAGGUUUCUGGUACUUAGACAGUGGCUGCUCAAGACACAUGACGGGUGAUGCGAGCCUUUUGAGCAAUCUAUUUCCCUAUGAUGGUCCAAGAGUUACUUUUGGAGGAAGCAACGAUUUUAGCCUUACUAAAGGGCUAGAAAAUCUGGUGUACAAGGGACUAACCAUCCAAGCUGUAUCUUAUGUUGAAGGACUCAAUUAUAACCUUCUUAGCAUAAGUCAGUUUUGUGAUAAAGGUUACUCCUUGGAAUUCUGCAAGGACAUGGCAUCUCUCAAGAACAUCACCACAAAUGAAGUCAUUCUCACUGGGAAGAGAAUCAGAAACAUUUAUGAAGUGAUAUGGAACGAUGUCAAGGAAGCAUGUUUAAUCAGCAAAGCCCACUCAAAUCUUUCAUCGUCUUCUUCACAAGAAUCUUCUGAUAAAAUUCUCAAGAACCCUAAUUUCUUCAGAUCUACUCAAAUUUCUGAGAAAAUGAAGAUUGUUGGCGCUAAUAUCCAUUUCCAGAAGUUGGAAGCCAAGUGCUCCUCAUCAACGUUCUAUCAAACCUAUCUGGAGAUGAUUGCUGCUCAAGAGCUCUCCGAAUUUCUUCAUAUGGAGAUUCGAUUCAAGUAUGAGAACGAAGUUCUUGAAUUCUAUAAAAAUGGAAAGGUCAAGACUGUCAAAUCGAAGAAGGACCCACAAAGGACGAUUCAAGUCAUCAAUUCCACUGUUGGAGGGACAAAAGUGAAACUUUCGCAGAAGAAAUUGGGAGAAAAGCUUCACCUUCCCAAUUCUGGAGUUGAAAUUGGGAGACUUCCAGCCAAGAAUCUGGAUUGGAGCAUUAUUGGAAUUUCUGGGCAAAAUCUCUCUGGCCCAGCGAAGAAAGCUCAUCUGAACAACGACUACAAGCUAGUCCUUGAACUGGUCAUCGCAUGCCUCCAAUGUGCAAGUGGAGGACAUGCUGAUGACAUCACCCAAGAGAGGGCCUUCAUCAUCAAUGCCCUCAUUACCAAGUCUAAGGUAAAUUGGGCUGCUCAUUUCUUCAAUUCCAUCUCAAAGCACCUGGGAAAACCCAACCAGAAAUACCUGUGUCAAGGUCUGUACAUUGGACAUAUCUUGGAGCCCUUGGGUGCAGCUUCUGAAGGAAAGAAGUAUGAAGCCAAAUAUUGGCUGUACUAUCUGUCUUCCAAAGGGGAAAACAGAGCUGGUGCUAGCACAACUGCAGAGGAAAGUUCUUCAGACAAUGUCCUUAUCAUGAGUCUGAACAAAUCAGUAAAGAGGAAGCAAGUGGUGUCUCCCUCUCCCAGUGCUGAAGCACCACAGAAUCUUGCUCCAAUCAAUCUUGAAGAAGAAGAAGAAUCUUCUGACCAAGGAGAACUACAAAGGAAAAAGAAGGGGAAGAUCACCUCUCCCUCAACAUCUGGACAUGUCAAUCCGGAUGAGUUGAAGGAGAAAGAACCAACUGAGGAAACCUCUGCUCACAACCGGAGUCCUCAACAACUUGAAGAAGAAAUUCCUCAAGUUCAGAAUUCUCCAACUUCCUCACAACCUCAAGUAGAUGAUGUUGAGAAUCAAUUCUGGAAGCUCUACUAUGACUGGAGAGCUUGGAAAGUUGGAAAUUCAGCAGAACAGUUGCUGAGUUGGGACCAGCAAUUGAAGAAUGAGAAGAUCCUCAAGAAAUGCUUAGGUCUGCCAGUCAACUAUUGCUGUGAGCAAAUCCUGGAUGUUGACUGGGUAUGGCAAAGGAACUAUGAAGAUUUGUAUCUGGAACACUUGGUCAACUCACCAAUUUCAGAGUUUGAAGUGGAUGAUGAAGAUCCUGCAGUAUACAAACCAGUCCUCUCAAAAACCACAGAAGAUCAGAACCAGGAAGGAUCAAAUGAAGAAUUCCAGCAACUUCUUCAUUCUGAAGCUUUAGAGAUUCUCACAAAUCCUUAUGAGAUCACCAAUCCUACUGAAGCAGAGAUCCCGGAGGAGUCAACAGAAAAUCUGGAGAUGUCCAAAACUCCAGAAACAUAUGAAGCUCAAGAAGGGCAAGCUGUAGAAGCCCAGAGAAGCUCUGCAGAAGCUGAGAAGGAAACUCAAAUGGCAGAACUGGAGGCCUCCAAAUCUCCAGUAGCCAUUUUUGAAGGACAGAAUGAAGCUGAAGAAAGAGACUCCCUCUCUCGGGAUAUAUCAAACUUCACACUUGGGGAAGCAGAAGAAGAAUCUGAAAGGACCCUGAAGAUCAAUGAUGAAGAAGAUGUACAAGAUGAUGCUGAAUCUCUUCCUAUGCAACUCUUCCAAAGAACUCUCUCUUCUCAUCAGGUAACCAACUUCCAUUUCCAUAGCUCUUCCAUUCUUACUCUUCUGGAUGAGGUACCGAAAAUCUGGACAAAGAAGGUCCAAGGGCUGAUUGACUCAGCCCUAGCAUCUCAACAUGCCUCCUUUAGGCAAGAGAUAGAGCAGAUGGAAGCCAGGCACAACAAACUGAUUGAGAAAUCCGAAGAAACACAUUGCUCCAAUCUCAAGGAGAUAAGCAAAUCAAUGGAUAAGACUCUAGAGAUCUUAUCUCUAUUGAGUAACACUGUGAGCAACACGAUGGAGACAUAUGCAUCUGAUAGUUAUCUUCAACUCAAGGAGGCUAACAACAUCAGAGAGCAAAUAGCAAAUGUCACAAUCAGUCUACAAAAACAAAUGUCCAUUCUCCAAAUGGACAUUAGAGCAGCUCUGGCACUGUCUUCAGCAAAUCAAGUAGUAACCAAAGACUACUUGAAGGUAAUCAUUGACAAUCAGAAGGAAGAAAACAAACUAUUCAGACUUCUUACCACAAAUUCUGGAAAUCGCAAGAUGGAAGUGGUUCUUCAACAACACAGUCCAUCCUUGAUUCCAGAGCUUCCCAUUGCAGUCAAAGAAGGAGAAGUCUCUUACAUUCCUACGCAUCUAAACUUGACUGAUCUAGUCCUUGAAGCUCAGAGAAGCAAUCCGGAAAACUCAACACAGCGCUUAUCCAGCUCCGGAUUGGAUGGAACAGAGGCUGUAGGAACAAUUGCUGCUCACUUCUCAAAUGAAAAUCAAACAGAGGAGAGACGGAACAACAUAAGGCGCAUCAAGGAACUAUGUGGAAGCAUGGAAGGCAUCAGGGAGAUUGUCGAAUCUUCAGAGCGCAAGAAGCACUGAAGGUUUUCUUCAUCAAAUCAGGGGGAAAGUAUGUGAAAACAUUAAUUUGCUUUGAUGAAAACACCUUCUUGUUUAAACAUUGCUCUAUUGGUUUAAACAUUGCCUUAAUAUUUCUCUUAAUUGUGCUCACUAUGCUUGAUUAUACCUAAUUCAAGUAUGUUUUUGAGAAUUACUCCUAGCGCAUACAUUCAGGGGGAAUGUAAUUCAGGGGGAACUUAACUAGUUUUUGGCUAACAAUUGUUUUUGGCAAUGAAUUAUUGAUAAGCUC